AUGGCGAGGACGACACGGUCAAAAGGCGCCGACAAGGGUGCGAACAGCUCAAGCAAAGAUACCACAGCGUCAGCAUCAUCAAAAUACUCACUACCAGCCGAGUCCGAAUCUCCAUGCAUGGUCCUCAUCCUGCCAGAGAAGGCAACAUCUGAGGCAAGAGUUGUGUCACUCCAGAACCCUCGAUACUCAAAACCCACACGAUACCUCGUGUGUCCACAGACUGGCGCAUAUGAGUUCACCAGGAUCUCUGAACCCAAGACGACGCCGAGGAGUUGGCUUAUUGAGUCCGGAACCAAGGACCCAGCCCCAGGAUCAGGAGACGAUGAGAAGGAUGAGCAAGCGUUCCAAACCCAGGUCGCCAAAGGUGCAGAUCUCUACAUAGCCACACCUAUCGACCCAUUAUUCCUCGCCCUCCCAGCCUUGGUAAAACAGCUGUCAUCACCCAAGCGCAUGUUCCUGUCCAGCGACGAUCACUUCGACAGCAUAGCAGAGGACACGGCGCACCUGCGAGAGACGCUGAGAUGGCCGCGAUGGCGCGAGCUGCUCGAGUCCCGCAUGGCCUCGGGCUGCGACACGGUGGAGGCCGGGGACGAGGUCAUGUUCCGGCUGAGCGAGGAGAAGCUGCUUGGCCAGGUGCUGGCCAAGGCGGGCCGGAUGAGCGAGAACGGGCUGCCGAAGAGCAUGGAGGAGAAGUUUGUCACGAAGGCGCUCGAGGCUCCAGUGCUGGGGCGCAGGGCGGAUAAUGCAGCGGUCUCACAAUCGCAAUCGCAAUCACAGGCGUCUGAGGCGAUUGGCGCGGAUUCAGGCGCAGAAACGCAGGUGGAGUCUCAGUCGUCCAUUGUGACAUCUGCGACGUCCGCGUCCGAGGCUUCAACAGCCGCGACGUCUGUAGCAGACGACAGUGAAGCGACGGCCAGCAAGGACGUGGCCUCAGCAAUCCAGGCCUCACCGGAGGUGGUCAGGCUCCAGCGCCUCCGGAUAGCCUUCAACUUCAUCUGCUCCUGCUACGUGCCGCCGGCAUUGUCAGCCGUGCUCAAGAAGAUGCUGGCUGAGGGCAAGAGCCCGAGCGUGGACUUCAAAACCCUGGACGAGUACGUAGGGCAACUCACGAAAUUGCGGCAGGAGGCUAUGACGGCGCGGUCGGCGUCAGACUACAGCCGGAAGAGGACGCUGGACGAGGAGGACGAGGACCGCAGGGAGAAGAGGCGCAAGAAGGAGGAGGAGGAGAAGAGGAAGAAGGCUGGGGAGAGCAGGGGCGUGAGAGACCUGAAGAAGGUGAACACCUCGGGGAUGAAGAAGAUGAGUGACUUCUUCACCAAGAAGCCAAAAUCAUGA
Messenger RNA from Diaporthe amygdali, 1335 nucleotides. RefSeq lists its product as uncharacterized. The record is from RefSeq and is a predicted model, not a curated record. Gene Ontology annotation, cellular component: nucleoplasm; ribonuclease H2 complex. The transcript has a single exon. Gene Ontology annotation, biological process: ribonucleotide metabolic process; RNA catabolic process. The coding region runs from base 1 to 1335 and encodes 444 amino acids. NCBI's taxonomy places the organism in Eukaryota, Fungi, Ascomycota, Sordariomycetes, Diaporthales, Diaporthaceae.